AGUGCUACAAUCCAAUAUCAACUUGCCACAUUUCAAGCGACCUUUUUCUGUGGACGAUUCUUCUCUCCUUUGAACUCACACUCAUCCACAACACAACCGACCGAGAAAUCUCAACUGGUUCUGAUUCAUUUCUUUGAUACUCGCUUGCUCACAGGCCCUUUUUCAAUUUUCCUAUUGUAUAUAGAUUUACCUCUCUCUUUCUCUUUUCUUCUCCUCAAAGAAACGAAGCAACAAAAAAAAUAGUUUCCCGCUUCUUUUUUUCUAUUUUCUUCCUUGAUUCUUCAGAAUCGUUCUCUUUUCUCAACUGGGUCAUGCUUUUUUAUCCAACUUCUAAUUCUAUUACCACUAUCUUGCUCUUGGGUUCUUCAUAUUUUACUUACUCUCUUUUUCUAGGUUUUGCUAGAGAUUCUUUCACUUGGUGGACUAAGAAAGUGGCAAUCUUGAGUGGCAUAAAACUUGUCACUUUUGAGCUUCAUUUCUUCAAAGGUUUCAACUUUCAGCCUCUUUGCUUCAAAUUCAAAUAUUCCAUCUUUGGGUUUUGGUUAUUCUCUCUCUCUCUCUCUCUCUCUCUCUCUCUCUCUUUCUGUAGAGCGACUUAGUUUAGUUACACCAUAGCAAACAUAAUCAGAUCUCUCAUGCUUUUCCAAGAUUCCCUUCGAUUCUUAAAAGGUGGGAGCUUUUUAAGAUUCUUCAAUUGAUGCUAUUAAGGAAAAGGAGAUUCUUGAUUCCCAAGUAAAAGCUUCUGUAUUCAAUGCCUUUUUAAAUCAUUGUAAGAUCGCAUUCUCUCUGCCUUCUGAGUCUCUGUUUGUUUCUUAUACUUUAAAAAGAAGCUUGAUUUCAAUGCUUCUCAUAUUGACUCAUCCAGCUCUUGUUGUAUAUUAGUUAGUAGCAGUAGCAGUAGUAGUGCUAGUAGAGUAGUGAUUAUGGAAACUCUAUAUCCAGCUUCGUUUAUGUCAAGCUCCAAUUGGUUUAUGAGCACUGAAUGGACUAAAGAAGAGAACAAGGCCUUUGAGAGUGCUCUUGCUAUGUUUGAUCAGGAAUCGCCUGACCGAUGGGUACAUAUAGCCCAAAUGAUCCCAGGGAAGACUGUGUGGGAUGUGAUGAAGAAAUACGAGGAGUUGAUAGAUGAUGUUAAGGAUAUAGAAGAAGGGCGGGUUCCGAUUCCUGUUUACCUUGCCUCUUCUUUCACUCUAGAGUUGGUGGAUGAUCGAAACUUUGAUGCCUAUAGAAAAAGGUCUUCAAGAACUGGGGGUACUGAUCAGGAAAGGAAGAAAGGGGUACCUUGGACAGAAGAAGAGCACAGGCGGUUUCUGAUGGGGCUUCUAAAAUAUGGUAAAGGGGACUGGAGAAAUAUAUCCCGGAACUAUGUAAUCUCUAAGACUCCAACUCAAGUGGCAAGUCAUGCUCAGAAGUACUUUAUUAGGCAACAUUCUGGAGGUAAAGAUAAGAGGAGGCCAAGCAUCCAUGACAUCACAACUGUCAAUCUCACGGACACUACAUCAGAAGAUAAUAAGCCUCCCUCAUAUGAUCAGUCUUCUGUAUUUCAACCGCAGCAAAAGCCCACCAGCACAUCGAGAAUGUCACUUGAUUGGAAUCAACCUAAUGAUGAGGCAGUCAUGGUUUUCGGCGCCACCCACGGAAACCAUUUAAUGUCAUCUCCAUAUGAGUUUGGCUCCAAUGACUUUAAAGUGCAAGGGCACAAUCUGUAUGGCAGUGCUCAUUAUGGAGCUCUUAUCAAACCGCACAACUCAGUGUUUCAAUUCCAACCCUCAAGACAUCAAAUACAUGGAUAAGGCAGCCGCUUUUUACAUAGAGAAUUAAUAUGCCUAGUCUGAUAAUGUUCAGUAUAACUUCAACAUCAGUGCUUAUGUCAAGGUUUUGAGUGUGAUUACUUAGAUGAGGGCUUGAGUUAUAUUGAUUUUGAACAUUACGGAAGAUGAAAUUGCGUAAUGGUUCAAAACUCAAUCAUUGAACUGGGAAAAUUAAAUGAAAGGGUCUUCAAUUUCUCUGUA
Molecule: messenger RNA, 2012 nt
Organism: Quercus robur (English oak)
Lineage: Eukaryota; Viridiplantae; Streptophyta; Magnoliopsida; Fagales; Fagaceae
Product: transcription factor DIVARICATA-like
Exons: 2
Coding region: 924-1793 (289 amino acids)
Molecular function (GO): DNA binding
Source: RefSeq, a predicted model, not a curated record